GUCACCUUAUAGGCGCAGAGAUCUUUCUUCUUCUUCCUUCUGAUCUAAUUUAACAAGAUUUGAUGAGGUUAUGUCGCUUCUGCUGCCAGUAUCGCACUACAAGUUACGAUCAGGGUUCACAAUAUCCAGUUACGCGUAACAGAUCACAACCUUGAACUCACGCUUUAUCAUAAUUUAAUCUCGGCACUCGUGACCGAUGGUGAUCGACUUUGGAGAAAAAUAAGUGGCAGCUGCGUUUGCGAUUUGAUACCUUACACUCGUCUGAAUCGUUGAUUAAUUACAUUGUUGUUUGAUAUUUCCGUUAUCAGAAAUGUCGGACACUACUGGGAGGAUAAUUAAAUGCAAAGCUGCAGUGGCUUGGCAAGAAAAAGAGCCUCUAUCGCUUGAAGAAAUUGAAGUAGCCCCACCAAAGGCUGGUGAAGUAAGAAUUAAAGUUGUUGCCAUUGCUUUGUGUCAUACAGAUGCUUAUACUUUAAGUGGAUUAGACCCAGAAGGCAUAUUUCCAUGUAUUCUUGGUCACGAAGGCAGUGGUAUCGUUGAAAGUGUUGGAGAAGGAGUACAUGAAUUUCAACCAGGUGAUCAUGUAAUCCCACUGUAUAUUCCUCAAUGUGGCACGUGCAAAUUCUGCAAGUCUCCCAAAACUAAUUUGUGUAGCAAGAUACGUGAAACGCAAGGGAAAGGUGUAAUGCCCGACGGUACUUCUAGAUUUACUUGCAAAGGUCGCGAAAUUGCCCAUUUCAUGGGAUGCUCUACUUUCUCUGAAUAUACAGUGGUUGCGGAUAUUUCUCUUGCCAAGAUUGAUCCUGUUGCACCGCUUGAUAAAGUAUGCUUGUUGGGCUGCGGAAUUCCUACCGGGUACGGUGCUGUCCUUAACACCGCUAAAGUAGAACCUGGAAGCACGUGUGCCAUAUGGGGACUGGGUGCUGUCGGGUUAGCGGUUGCAUUUGGUUGCAAGAAAGCUGGAGCUAAGCGUAUUAUUGGGAUAGAUCUAAAUCCAAGCAAAUUCGAGCAGGCUAAAGUUUUCGGAUGCAACGAGUUUAUUAAUCCUAAAGAUCAUGAUAAACCAAUUCAACAAGUUUUGAUUGACUUAACGGAUGGUGGACUAGAUUAUACUUUUGAAUGCGUCGGCAAUGUAAACACUAUGAGAGCUGCGUUAGAAUCCUGUCACAAAGGUUGGGGUACGUCUGUUAUCGUGGGUGUAGCUGCUGCAGGUCAGGAAAUAAGUACUCGUCCGUUCCAGUUGGUAACAGGGCGAGUAUGGAAAGGAACCGCAUUUGGUGGUUGGAAAUCUAAAGAAAGCGUACCCAAAUUAGUACAAGAGUACAUGACCAAGACUCUGAUUCUUGAUGAAUUCAUUACACACACUCUUCCAUUCGAUCGAAUUAACGACGGAUUUGACUUGUUGCACUCUGGAAAGUGUUUGCGGACGGUGCUUAAAUUCUGAAAAAGGUUAUACGGUGUCACUCCAUGUCGGUUUGUGUACAAUUUCUAUUUCUAUUUAUACUUGCGGUAUGAUGAAAUAUUUUUGUAAUGAAUUUUUCAAAUAAAAAUAUAUCGUAUGUUUUCGACGUAA
This is a messenger RNA of Hylaeus volcanicus, 1573 nucleotides long. It is a transcript of the gene Fdh, whose product is annotated as alcohol dehydrogenase class-3. The record is from RefSeq and is a predicted model, not a curated record. Gene Ontology annotation, cellular component: cytosol. The transcript has 7 exons. NCBI's taxonomy places the organism in Eukaryota, Metazoa, Arthropoda, Insecta, Hymenoptera, Colletidae. Gene Ontology annotation, biological process: formaldehyde catabolic process. Bases 311 to 1444 code for a protein of 377 amino acids. Gene Ontology annotation, molecular function: zinc ion binding; S-(hydroxymethyl)glutathione dehydrogenase [NAD(P)+] activity.